Messenger RNA from Arabis nemorensis, 1323 nucleotides. Lineage: Eukaryota; Viridiplantae; Streptophyta; Magnoliopsida; Brassicales; Brassicaceae. The record is from the annotation of a GenBank genome assembly.
AUGACAGAUGGAGAAAGAUCGGAAAUUUACCGUGCUUUGUUAGAAAUAAGUGUCAACGGAAAACUAGGGAAAGAUACUACGAAAGAAGUUUCUGAGAUAUUCUCAGUGCCCUUGCAAACAGUACAAAGAAUUUGGAAAAGAGCAAAGGAUACUUCUAAUGGUGGGGUUGUCGAUGUAUCACAUAGGAAGAAGGGAGCUUGUGGUCGCAAAAAAUUGCAGAUUGACUUGGAUCAAGUUGCUGAGGUUCCAUUACAUCGUCGGUCAACAAUGAGGUCACUAGCAGCAGCUUUGGAUAUCAGCCCAACGUCAGUCUUCAAUUGUGUGAAAAAUGGUCUCGUGAGACGUCAUUCCAAUGCCAUCAAACCACAACUAAGAGAAGAUAAUAAGAAAGCCCGGGUAAAAUUCUGCUUCUCUAUGCUUGAUAAAAGUACUUUGCCUCAUCAACCGAAGUUUGUUGAUAUGUACAAUGUUGUACAUAUCGAUGAGAAGUGGUUUUACAUGACUAAAAAGARGGAAACAUAUUAUUUACUUCCCGUAGAAGAAGAUCCGUUGCGGACAUGUCAAAGCAAAAAUUAUAUUYGAAAAGUAAUYUUUUUGGCUGCUAUGGCUCGACCAAGGUUUGAUGGAGAGGGAAAUGAGAUAUUUUCUGGAAAAAUUGGAAUGUUUCCAUUUGUAACCAUGCWAGAAGCUCAGAGACGGAGUAGAAACAGAGAUGCAYGAACUAUGGAAUUAAAACCGAUGGUCUCCAUCAAGAGAGAGGAUAUAAAAAAAUGUUUGAUUGAAAAGGUUCUUCCCAAAAUCCGUGAGAAAUGGCCGAGAGAAGACUUUGGGAAAACUAUUUUUAUUCAACAAGAUAAUGCUAGGACGCAUGUUGAUAUCAAAGAUGAAGAAUUUAGAGAAGUUGCGUCACGACAUGGGUUUGAUAUUCAGUUAAUGUGUCAGCCGCCGAAUUCACCAGAUUUGAACAUUUUGGAUCUUGGCUUUUUUCGGGCUAUUCAGACAUUGCAACACAAAGUUUGUCCCAAAACGGUAGAAGAACUUGUUACCGCAGUGGAGAAAGCAUUUGAUGAAUAUCCUCCAAAACAAGUAAACCYGAUUUUUUUGACUCUGCAAUCAUGUAUGCUAGAGAUCAUGAAAAUAGGAGGCUCCAACAGAUACAAAAUUCCACAUUUGAAGAAAGARAGAUUGGAAAGAGAAGGUCGUCUCCCUAUCCAACUGACUUYCGAUCCCAUCAUAAUACAAGAGGGCGUUGCACCAUCAUCGAGAAUCUUGUUCAAAUCAAAUUUAUUUUUGACGUUUAGAUUCUCCAAAUCAGCUGAUUGA